Molecule: messenger RNA, 5034 nt
Organism: Histoplasma mississippiense
Lineage: Eukaryota; Fungi; Ascomycota; Eurotiomycetes; Onygenales; Ajellomycetaceae
Exons: 2
Coding region: 1-5034 (1677 amino acids)
Biological process (GO): transmembrane transport
Cellular component (GO): fungal-type vacuole; fungal-type vacuole membrane
Molecular function (GO): ABC-type peptide transporter activity; ATP hydrolysis activity; ATP binding
Source: RefSeq, a predicted model, not a curated record
AUGCGUCAGGGCUGUGAAGGUCCCGUCUGGGUCGUUGAUGACCUUAGCCUGUGUUUUCAGCAGAGGUUUCUUAAAUUGAUAUUCCCGCUUACGGCAUGUGCUUUGUCACUAUUAUUGAUAGUUUCUCACGUCCUCCGGCAUAAUGUUCGUCUGCCUUGUGCCCGCUAUGGUUACAAACCCAUUCCGACCACCGUUGUUGAGUACAAUGAUAUAGAAGAUGAGAAUGAUGGAGAGGAUGUUGAGGAUGCGGAGAGCGAUUUGAUGCUACAUAAGGCCCUUAGCCUUACAACACCUAUAACCAUUGAGCAGAACCGGCCGCGGUGGAAGAAUGUUGUAACCAUAUUGGAGAUUGUGGCGCUUGUCGGGGAACUGGGAGUUUCCGUCAAGAGCCUCGCAACACCUUCGGGAGCUUUGAAUGAAACGAGCUCAACGAUUGGAAGGUUGAUUUCGUGGGCCUAUAUGUUGAUGCUGGUGAUUGCCAGGUUGGUCCUCUCGACAUCCGAACGCUGUACCAUCCCAAAGUUAUGGAAUCACACUGCGUCAUUAUAUUCCUUUCAAUGGUUAUGCACCGUCAUGGUAUUUCGAUCCGUCUUGAUCCACCCAACCCCGAACCAUACUCUGACGAUCAUCGACUUCUUGCUAUCCUCCUUCCUUCUUCUCUUGACUACCACAACCCGCAAGGGAAACCAGACCCUCCUCGUUCGGCAUGAAGAUGGAAUCCCCCCGCCUCGAGAGCAGUUUGCGAGUCUGCUAGCCUUGGCUUCAUUCGCAUGGCUAGAUCCGUUAGUCUGGCAAGGUUUUCGGAAAUCCCUUGAGAUGCCGGAUGUCUGGAAUCUGCUCCCAAGCUACCAAGCUGCUGCUGUUCUCGCGGAUUUCCGCCAGGCUAGACGAACUUCUUCUCUAGCUUGGAGCCUACUGCGUUAUUUUGAUCGUACGCUUCUCAUCCAGGGAGCAUGGACCAUCUUCUCCAGUUUCUUUUCCUUUAUGCCGACUUGGCUGCUCAAACUCAUUUUGGAAUACCUUCAAGAUCCUGAGAACACUCCUAAGAAUGCUGCUUGGCUCUACGUCAGUCUCUUAUUUGUCUGUGCGACCGUUCAAGGCGUUGCAGAUGGCCAAGCACUUUGGAUAGGACGCAAGUUGAGUGUUAAGUUGCGCGCCAUCAUCAUCGGCGAGCUAUAUGCCAAGGCGUUACGGCGUAAAGCUGGUGCAAAUACGAAAACCUCGAAAGACGAGGGAAAAUCUCAGAAACUGACGAAAAAGAAGAAAAUAUUCUCGUUGGGUUGGAAUAAUAAGCCGGCAGACCCUAACACCGAAAGCAGUGAGCAACCAAAACCGGACGAACCAGACGCACAAGCCAAUAUUGGUAAAAUUAUCAAUUUGAUGGCAAUUGAUUCCUUCAAAGUUAGUGAAAUCUGCGCAUACCUGCACUACCUCUGGGCAAGUUUCCCGGUGCAGACGGCUAUUGCCAUUUACAUCUUAUACAAAAUUCUAGGCUUUAGUUCCUUGGCUGGAAUCGUCGUAAUGACUCUUAUGUUACCGCUGAAUCUUUAUAUCGCAUCGCGGUUCAGGGUGCUUCAACGCGAGAUUCUCGCGGGAACUGAUGCCCGUAUUCACUCGACCAAUGAGGUCCUACAAAACAUACGUAUUAUCAAAUAUUUUGCAUGGGAACAGAGGUUUGAAGAUAUAGUUAACGAGAAGCGGAAGGCUGAGUUGAAGAAUCUCCGUCGGCGAUAUACGCUGUGGGCCUGUGCCGCCACAGUUUGGUAUGGAACGCCGAUACUGAUCACGCUGAUUUCAUUUUUCCUGUACACCAUAGUUGAAGGCAAGAAGCUGGUUCCUUCAGUAGCAUUCCCUGCUUUAUCCACUUUCUCGCUCCUCCGAAUACCUUUGGACCAGUUGGCAGACAUGAUCGCUCAUGUCCAGGAAUCCAAGGCCUCCAUCGACCGCGUGGAAAAUUUCUUGAACGAGGAGGAAACCGAAAAAUAUACUCAGUUGCGCUCAGACAAGCAUUCGGAAUCAGCCCCUAGAAUCGCUUUGGAAAAUGCCACCCUUUCGUGGGGACCUUCCCUCCCAAGCUCCACGACGCGGCCAUUAUGCUCGCAGGAUAACGACUCUGGCGAAUCAUUCUGUCUCAUCAACAUGGAUGUUUCGUUUCGCAUUGGCCAACUCAACGUUAUUGCCGGACCGACAGGUUCAGGGAAAACGUCGUUGCUAAUGGCACUUUUGGGAGAGAUGACGCUCCUCAAAGGAUCAGUGUUUCUCCCUGGUGGAACGAGUGAUCGAGCGGAUUUGCGCGUUGACCCGGCAACAGGUCUUACUGACAGCGUUGCUUACUGUGCGCAGGAAGCAUGGUUAGUCAAUGCCACGAUCAAGGAUAACAUCCUGUUCGCGUCGCCAUUUGAUCAAGGUCGGUAUGAGGCUGUAAUAAAGGCCUGUGGCUUGGGUAGAGAUCUGGAAAUCUUAGAUGCUGGCGAUCAAACCCUGGUGGGGGAGAAAGGCAUAAGUCUUUCUGGCGGACAGAAACAACGGAUAUCCUUGGCUCGUGGCAUGUACAGCAAAGCCCGACAUCUGUUGCUCGAUGACUGUCUUAGUGCGGUCGACUCACACACAGCAAAGCACAUUUUUAGGGAGGCCAUUAUGGGUCCCUUGAUGCAAAACCGUACCUGCAUCCUUGUCUCACACAAUAUCUCGCUUGUCGUUCCCAACGCCGCAUUCCUCGUCGUUCUUGAUAACGGUAGAAUUACAGCACAGGGAACGACACAGGAGGUCGUUGCUUCUGGAAUUCUUGGCGAUGAAAUUCUUCAAUCCCGACCUGCUUCUGUCUCAUCGAAAUCUCGAACGCACUCUCUAUCAAGCAUUGAGACAGUGAAAACUGGAUGGGAAAACGGGACAACCUCUGCUAGUGGAACCACCAACGGAGCUGCUAACGGAGCCGAUGUAAUGUAUAACAAGAAAAAGGGGCCAGCUGUCGCCGUGCCUCUCAGGGAAGAAAAGAUUGUUGGCAGCGUCAAGUUCUCCACAAUUAUCAUGUAUCUUCGGGCCAUGGGUCCGUGGUAUUUCUGGUUUUUCGCCCUUCUAGCCUUUGGCGCACAGCAAGUAGGAUCAUUAGCCACUAAUAUCUGGAUUCGAGAAUGGGCAAACGCGUACCCAAUGAAGAAGGUCUCCAUUAGCGACGUAGGAAACAAAGCUGCUUUGUCUAACUUCAGACUUCCAACGUUGGUUCCUGCGGACAUUCCCCGCUCGUUCUCGUGGAGAGCACCUGAGAUGCAGCUUACAGAUAACGACAGCCCCUUCCGCGACGAUGUAAAUCCAUAUUACUAUUUGGGGGUAUAUGCAGUACUGGCAUUCUCUUACAUCUUUACAGUACUUGUGAGGGAAUUGAUUCUCUUCGGGGGUUCGCUGCAUGCAUCGUGGAGGAUCCACGAGCGAUUGCUAAACGCCGUGACCCAUGCGAAGUUUAAGUUCUUUGACUCCACGCCGCUAGGCCGACUGAUGAAUCGAUUCUCCAAGGACCUUGAGGCAGUCGAUCAGGAAGUAGCGGCAACCGCAAUAGGAAUGCUCCACUGCUUAGCCUCCGUUAUUCUGAUUGUUAUCCUUAUUUCGGUUAUCACGCCCAAGUUCCUGAUCGCUGCCGUGUUCAUUACCGCCAUUUACUUUACGCUAGGUGCCAUUUAUUUGAAUUCAUCUCGUGAUCUUAAGCGGUUGGAGUCUAUUCAAAGGAGCCCUCUCUAUCAGCAAUUUGGAGAAACAUUAUCUGGCAUCGUCACCAUUCGUGCCUAUGGAGAUGGUGCGCGCUUCAUCCACGAUAACCAUGUCUUGAUCAAUACCUACAAUCGACCAUACCUAUAUCUGUGGGGUAGCAAUCGAUGGUUGGCGUUCCGCGUCGAUAUAACCGGUGCGCUGGUGUCGUUCUUUACUGCAGCGGUAAUUGUAAUGAGCGUUGGCCAAAUUGAUGCUGGUGCGGCGGGCCUGGCGUUGACAUAUGCCGUAACCUUCACUGAGAACGUCCUCUGGUUAGUGCGGCUGUACGCGCAGAACCAGCAAAAUAUGAAUUCUGUCGAGCGGAUUGAGGAGUAUAUGCAGGUUGAGCAAGAGGCUGAAGCAGUUAUUCCUGACCGUCGUCCUCCAGCGGACUGGCCAACACACGGUGCAUUGCAAUUUGAUAAUUAUUCUACCCGCUACCGCCCCGAUCUCGAUCUAGUUUUAAAGAACGUGACCUUCUCAGUGCAGCCUGGCGAACGUGUUGGGAUCGUUGGCAGAACAGGCGCUGGGAAGAGUUCGCUUGCCCUGGCUUUAUUUCGCGGUCUCGAAGCGGAAAGUGGCAGGAUCCUCCUUGAUGGUGUCGACAUUGGUCAAAUUGGUCUAAGGGACCUCCGUGAAGUAAUCACAAUUGUCCCUCAAGAUCCCACCCUCUUCACUGGAACAAUCCGUAGCAACCUCGAUCCCUUCAAUCUACUAACCAACGAGCAAAUCUUCACUGCGCUCCGCCGCGUCCAUCUAAUAGGCAGCUCAACAUCCGCCUCUGCCUCGGGCUCCAAUACUCCAGCACACCCCAAUGUGGAUAACAACAGUAACUCCAGCGACCCAGACCUCACCUCUCGCUUCCCCGACAACAAAAACAUUUUCCUAAACAUCUACUCACCAAUCUCCGAAUCUGGCUCGAACCUAUCCCAGGGUCAACGCCAGCUCCUCUGCCUAGCACGCGCCCUCCUCAAGUCGCCCAAAGUGCUCAUGAUGGACGAAGCGACCGCAUCCAUAGACUAUGCCACCGACGCCAAGAUCCAAGAUACCCUCCGCGAACUGAAAGAUAACACCAUUAUCACUAUCGCGCACAGACUGCAGACAAUCAUCGACUAUGAUAAGGUGCUUGUGCUGGAUCGUGGGGAGGUUGUAGAGUAUGACGGGCCGUGGCAACUUAUUAAGAGGAAGGGUGGAAUAUUUAGGGCCAUGUGUGAAAAUAGUGGAAAUUUUGAGGCGUUGAUGGAAGGGGCUCGGAAGUCGUGGGAGAGUAAGAGGCUAAUUGAUGAUGAGUGA